AUGUAUAGCAAAUGCAGAGAACCCGUCACCGCUCACAAGGUGUUCGACAAAAUGCCUGAGAGAAACGUUGUUUCAUGGACGGCUCUCAUGAGCGGACACGUACUCAACGGCGAACUCAACGGAUCAUUAUCUCUCUUCAGCGAGAUGGUGCGUCACGGUGUUAGCCCUAACGAGUUCACUCUCUCGACGAAUCUCAAAGCUUGUGGCUUGCUUAACGCCCUUGAAAAGGGAUUGCAGAUACAUGGGUUUUGUUUGAAGAUGGGGUUUGAAACCAUGGUUGAGGUUGGGAACUCCUUUGAUAUACUUUCCAGAUCUUACUCCACUGCCGAGGUCUCAUUUGAGGAAUUCAGCAGAAACAACCCAAGUUCACAUCAGGACAAGACAAAGAAAGCAGAGACAUGCAAGAGAAUACAGGAAUCCAUGGAGGGAGAGGAGACCAAGCUUAACACGAAAAUCAACUUUUUGAUUGGAUCUCGAGAGACCAAAACAGAGAAAGCCGAUGGCUUGGCUAAACAUAUUCAGUCGGUUUGUAUUUCAAAGCAGUUUCACAUUUAA
Brassica oleracea var. oleracea is the source of this 555-nucleotide messenger RNA. RefSeq names its product putative pentatricopeptide repeat-containing protein At3g15130. The coding region runs from base 1 to 555 and encodes 184 amino acids. Gene Ontology annotation, molecular function: RNA binding; protein binding. The record is from RefSeq and is a predicted model, not a curated record. Gene Ontology annotation, biological process: RNA modification. Lineage: Eukaryota; Viridiplantae; Streptophyta; Magnoliopsida; Brassicales; Brassicaceae. The transcript has a single exon.